GAUCGCUAUGGACCCCAAUGCAGAAAUGCUAGAGUUCAUCGACAGCAUUCAGAACAUGGAGCCUUUUCCCAACUUUGGCCACCUGGGAAUGGACGAGGACACGAAGGAGCUACAUGACGAAUUGCCUACCGUGACCUCCAUGGUUGAUGUGGGAGUAGAUGCCGGGUGUCGGGAGUUCAAAACUGAGCAGGAAACCGCAGAGGUCGAUCCGUUUGUCGAAGAAGAGUUCCUCUCCUUGAAUUACGAAUUCCCUGAGGAAGGUAGCGGCAUCCAGGAGCCGCCACCGCUGGAUCUCCUGCCCGAGCUGGAGCCCCAAUCGGAGACCCAGCCGGAGUCCCAGCUGGAGCCCCAGCCCGAGAUCCAGCCGGAGUCCCAGCCGGAACCCCAGCCUGAGUCUGAGCUGGAGCCCCAGCCGGAGCCCCAGCCGGAGCCCCAGCCAGAGCCCCAGCCGGAGCCCCAGCCGGAGCCCCAGCCGGAGCCCCAGCCGGAGCCCCAGCAGGGGGAGCUGGCCCCCGCGGCGGCUGCUGAGGGGCCACAGCUCGCCGACAGAACUCGGCGUCGCUAUCGCACCAAUUUCACUCCGUGGCAGCUGCAGGAACUAGAGAACAUUUUCCGUCGUUUGCAAUACCCCGACGUGUUCGCUCGAGAAGCAAUUGCAAGACACCUGGAUGUGGCUCAAGCCAGAGUGCAGGUUUGGUUUCAGAACAGAAGGGCCAAGUGGAGGAGACAUCAGAGAGCUAUGAUGCUAAGAAACAUGGCUCCUGUCGCUCUGCAUCCCCGUAUGCGUGUAGUCUUUGAUGGGCCUUACAAUGGAGUCCCUGUUUUAGAGCCUGCCUGGAGAUAUGUUCCUCUGGUGCCACCACAAGUCCUGCCACCUAUGCCACCUAUGAUGCCACCUAUGAUGCCUGUGCCACCUCCAUUACCUAUGCCUCACUAUGGUCUGGCCCCUGUAGGCAUGGCCUGGGCCCCUGUCAUCAAUGGUCAUUACAUGGGUCACCUUUAUUGAAGUAUGUUCAGUAUUCAUUACAAUUUUUCCAAAGUGUUUUUUUUUUUUGCCAUAGCAUACUUUUUUUGUAUACUCUGUUAAGAAUAGUUUGUUAAAUGUCUGUUAAAUGAAUUAUGCAAAUGGCCAA
Messenger RNA from Erinaceus europaeus (western European hedgehog), 1133 nucleotides. RefSeq names its product ESX homeobox 1 (gene ESX1). The transcript has 4 exons. Bases 8 to 1006 code for a protein of 332 amino acids. The record is from RefSeq and is a predicted model, not a curated record. Gene Ontology annotation, molecular function: RNA polymerase II transcription regulatory region sequence-specific DNA binding; DNA-binding transcription factor activity, RNA polymerase II-specific. Gene Ontology annotation, biological process: regulation of transcription by RNA polymerase II. Lineage: Eukaryota; Metazoa; Chordata; Mammalia; Eulipotyphla; Erinaceidae.